Molecule: messenger RNA, 6559 nt
Organism: Cryptococcus deneoformans JEC21
Lineage: Eukaryota; Fungi; Basidiomycota; Tremellomycetes; Tremellales; Cryptococcaceae
Product: IDN3-B, putative
Exons: 22
Coding region: 97-6012 (1971 amino acids)
Biological process (GO): regulation of gene expression; establishment of mitotic sister chromatid cohesion; replication-born double-strand break repair via sister chromatid exchange
Cellular component (GO): Scc2-Scc4 cohesin loading complex
Molecular function (GO): chromatin binding
Source: RefSeq, a predicted model, not a curated record
GAGGAUUGAGGAUGGAAGAACAUUAGCAAGUAGCAUCCCGCAGUCUCCGCUGUUCUUUUCCAACCUCAUUUCUUCCUUGUGGCUUCUCAAAAGAAGAUGCCUCAACAACAUCCGCUCGUUCAGGUUGACCAAGCAGACUAUGGUCACAGCUACCGAUCUCCUGCAAGCCAAGGUCAGACGAACCAAAGCGGAAGGCAUCAAGACCCAUCUAGUAUUUUGAGCGUGUAUCCUUUCAUGACCUAUGCGCCUACCGCUCGGGUGGCUCAGCACCUUUCUCCUCAUCAUGCUUUCCCUCAAAGCGCUCCUCCGUCAAGGGAAAUAUAUCCUCAGUAUGCCCAAGCAUUUGACAGGGUGGAACAGCCUCAGACAGCGGAAGACUGGGCUAUGAAGCAAUCAACAGACAUGCAGAUACAGCAACUGCUAGAAAGACAACGAGGAGUGUAUGACUAUGCCCAAGGGCCUCCUCCCGCCCCUCAGCAUCCUCGAUACUACUCAGGGCCGCCUACACCAGUCUCAGAUCAUCAAUCACAACCUCAUAUAGCUCCUGCUAGCUACUCGAAUACUCCAUCGAUGUCGUAUAAUUUCCUUCCAGCCUAUAUGCCCCCGUCAACCCCUACCACAUCGACCCACAAUGGCUGCUGCGUCGGGAACUCGACAUCUACCUCCCCUGUUACGCCCGGCCUCAUGGCCAAUAGUAUGACUGUUCAUAAUGAUAAACAGUUUUUUGAGCGCUUCGUGGAUAACACGUUGUCAAGAAGCAUGGAACAGCAGCUUGCGCAGCCUGUAGCGCAUCCUCAAGCCUAUGCUCAGCCUCAACCGCGAUAUCAUUCCCCGUCAUCUAUGGUCCCUCAAUUUCAUCCUCAACCUGUCCCACACCCACAUCCUCAUCCACACCCACAGCCACACUCACGCUCCCAAAUCCAUUCCCUACUCCAGACACAAGCACAGCCUUUCCCUCAACAGCAAUAUUCUUUCUCUUCCCAACCGAGUGUACAACAACAACAGCAAUUCAACGAAUCUGUUACUCUCCCACUAGUUCGUGGUAUGUCUCCCGCAAAACGUCCCUCUAUUCCUUCUACGGCUAUGCGUUCUCCUCACCCGACUUCAUCCAUAGCUUCCACGCCAACAGCUGAUCGCAUCAUGUCCUCUCCUGCCCUCUCAUCUUCACCCGACCCACUGGGCCUUCCAGGACCAUCCCCGUCAAAAAAACCACGAGGGAAGAAGGAGAUAUCUCCUAUAUGGGCCCAGUCUAACAAUCAUCCUGCCGACGGUGUAAUAGGUAUGAGGUCGUUGAGUAUGGCAGAGAGGAGUAUGAGCGUUAGCUCAGGCCUUAGCUCUGGUGAGGAAAAAAAAGAUAAAAUUACGUUAAAGAUUCCGAUGCAUCUCGCGACUCCUCAGCAGCCCCGAAAGUCCGACCGGGAGGAGGAAGAAGAGGAAGAAGAUAAGCUGGAUUGGGGCGAUGAACUUGGGAAAGACGAACAGGGUGAUUGGACAAUGGAGAGAUGCUCGAGUCCCAGCGGCAAUAGAGGUGUCGAUAUGCAAGUGCAGAUGAGUGGAAGGACCGGAGAAAGAGAUAUGCGUACUGCUUGGCAGAAGCUUCAUACGUUACUUGAAGAUAUAUCAGAGGAGUCAGACUCUUUUCCAGCCAAUCCCACUUUUCGGGACCUUGAAUUGGCGAAUGCCAAAUACUUUGCCCAUAUCUCGAAGGAAGGGACACACGCCCUUCUCUCCACCGAGACUAUGGCAAAAAUUAUACGAUAUAUCAUACGUGUCCAGUCGACAAAGAAGCGACAGAAGAGCGGAUCUGAGACUGAUGGCGAAGCGCGAGGAUGGGAUUUAACAGCUGUCAAUGGGCUUUUGAGACAUUUGGAGAAAUGCAUACGGGAUGCGGAAGGAACAUCUGCUUUUCCUGAUGACCGAAAGGCGAUCAAUGUAGAUGAAAAAUUCAAGAAAAAGAAGGGAAAGUCCAAGACUGGAAGUGUUUCACCCCUGAAACCUGUGAAUGCGUUCAAAAAUGAGGGACAGGACCUUGAAGAAGAGAUACCCCAUACCCGCAUGGCGCAGUGCGAAGAAACUCUGUUGAGAUUACGCAGAGGCGUUGCCGCUGCAGAAUGUUGCUUUGUUCUGCUGGACUCUGAAGGGUUGUCUAAACAGGUGUACUCUGAGGAUCUGUUAUCAACAUGUGUGCAGAUGAUCAAAGAACAACUUGCGCAAGUCGUUGUCCCCGUUCUGCAAGGCAUGGCUGGCGAAAAGAUCGCUUCAUCGACGCUAGCUCAUGUGGUCCAAGAAGAAUUGGCAAAUUCCAAGAAGGGGAAGCUGUCGAUGCCUUUAUCAUCUUAUUUUCACAACGUCACGAUUUCAGCCAUCGCCCAGUCCAUCUGCUCCACCUUACCCCGCUUGACUUCCAUGAUUAGCAGAGAGAACUUUGCUUUCUCGGAAUCUCUCAUCAUCCAAAUUGUCUAUCUCGCAAAAGAACCACUGUUUAUCGUGGAUCCAGGAGCGAAGAAGAAGCAUGAAAGAGAAGGAAUGGCAAUCGUGAAAACUUUGAGGAUGGAGGCCUUGAGCCUGCUAAGAGGAGCGUUCGCGAGAUAUGAUGCGCAACGGCAAUGGAUCAUUGAAGAAGUCCUGAGUUCACUUGUUGGAAUACCAGGACAAAGCCACGACCAAACGCAUUUCCAACUGGCAAAUGGCAAAUCCAUUCAUGCUCUCAGUGCCCUCUUGCUCCAGCUCGUUCAAGCUUCAGCAUAUGGUGCUAUGACCAAAAUACGCAAGAUACACUCUUCAGCUGCGGAUAUGGAAGUUUUGGACAGGCCCGCUGAGGAAAAAAAGGACGUGGAAGAGGAAGAGGCUCGAAUCUGUGCAGAAACCGUAGAGUCUGCUGUUCGCUCCGCCACGAUGAUAGCUAGCUACGUCUUAUCAAAAGCAACGACCACUAAAGCUACCAAAACCUCUCAUGAUGCCGACUACAAGACGAUUCUUGGUCUCUUCAUGAACGAUCUUCUCACUGUCCUAUAUCGUCCCGAGUGGCCAGCGGCUUCCCUAUAUUUGAGCGUCUUUUCUAGGAUCAUGGUUAGUUCUUUAGACGAUUCAAAGACCGGGACAGAAGCUACUGCCUCCAAGACUGUUGCGUUGGACUAUUUGGCAGAUAUCGCUGCGAAGCUGAAAUCGCUAGGUAUGGAGAUGACAGGUGUGACUAGAGUGGCUGCUCUCGAUGAGGUGAUUUCUGAAGCCAGCAUUGAUGACCUGAAGAAACUCAUCGAAGCCCAAGCUUCCAUUCGUACAUUCCUCAACUCUGCAGCACAUGAUGACAAUUCCUUCACUUGUUCCCUGGAUAUGGCUUCUGUCAUCUGGGCUCAGGAGCUCCAAAAUGGUAUCAAAAAGGCUGGAUCAAUCGUCGAGAAGCUCGCGGCAGAGAAAGAUGAUGAAGCGCAAGAGAUGGGCCAGAAACUACUGUCUAUUGGUAUGAUGCUUAAAACAACUCUCCGGAAUGUUUGGAUGACGGAUGAUAAGCUUUUCGAAGUCAACGAUCCCAAGCAAGCAGAACAAGCAGUCCAAGCUUCUAUCUCUGUAUCUCGAGGUAGAUCAUUACAGAGCGCUAUUGACCCCAUCAUCCACGCAUUACUUACAGCACUGGGCAACCCAAUCAUUGCUAUCCGUACCAAGGCUCUGAGAGGUGUCGGAAGUAUCGUUAUGGUGGAUCCAGAUGUACUUCGGCUGCGCCAGUUUCGCCUUGCUCUGGAGGAAAGACUGUCCGACGUGUCACCAGGUGUGAGAGAUGCAGCCGUGGAGCUUGUUGGCAAGUAUCUUGUUCAGAAACCCGAGCUUGCUACGCAGUAUUACCCACAGAUUGCUCUACGCGUUAUGGAUACUGGUUUAAGCGUACGAAAGAGAGUUAUCAAGAUCCUGAAAGGCAUUUUUGCUACGAUGGAAGAAAAAAAGAUGCAAAUCGACAUCUGCUGCAAGAUGAUUGCUUUAACGGAUGACCGUGAUCCAGGAAUUAAGGAUCUCUCAACCAAGACACUGACUGAGAUAAUUUUUUCAGAUGAAGGAGGUGAUUCAGCGACGCUCUUAGUUGACAUCCUAAGCGAUUAUAGAGGAUCGUACGCCGUUCUCGAGAAGGCCAUGGACGAGGUACUCAAGGAGUGCGAAAAUGUCGGCCAGAAAUACCGUUUCGGCAAGAUAAUUGACGACCUUGUUGCCCGAUUGAUUGACGCCACGGAGCAAAUCGAAUUUGACUCUCUAAGCCACAUUAAAGCAAUUUGGCUCAUAGCUGGCAGCGACCCCUCACAGGUUGACACCCAAAAAGCCAGCGUUCUGUUGACCUAUCUCAGACCGCCUGCCAACGCCGAUGAUCAAGCGACGAAUGAGCUUCUUCUCCGCAUUUUCCAAAGGUGUAUCCCUCGAAUGCCUCGUACAGCUUCGACUUUUGCCCUGGAUCUCACCAAGUCCCUUAUGCCAAUGAUUAGCAAGCCAUCGGGCGGUUUUCAGGCUUUGCGAGAAACCAUUGGUUGUUUCUGUGCCGUGACAAAUUAUCUGACCAAGGAUUGGAUGAAAGUGAUCACGGUACUCAGAGCAUGCGAGGCUAAGAUCAGGCCAGUCUGGCGACAGAUCAAAGAUUUUUCAAAUGAAAAGGUACCGGCGCUGAAUCAAGCAUCUGCAAUGAUGCUGUAUAUCACGGCCCUUAUUGCUGAAGGUUGCAACUUGGACAUAGUUGCUAAGGACGACCUUGCUGUCGAUAGAGAAUUGCGCAAGAUCACUCCCCAGCCUAUUUCAGAGUACUUCUCCCAGAUCUAUCUCGACUUUGCUCGCAUGUACUCCGCUCAAUCUGCCCCCACCAUUUGUCUAGGCGCCCUUUUUCGUUCUUACCCUUCUCUCCUUCAACGGCCAGAGAUUGUCCAAUGGAUGCAGGACACGUUCGCUUCAGGCGAUAUGGAUGCCCGCGCGAGACUUUUGAGUGUUAUUCAUGAGUUUUUAGCGUCGGAAGUCAGGAAGAGGGUCGAAGGUGUGGAUACAAAAAAGGAUGUGAGCUUGCUUAUCGGAAAUGCCAAGGAGUUGCAAGAUUCAGACUAUUCUACGACUAUCGUGCAAAACAACAUCGAGCAUAUAUUUGAAUGUGCCAGAUCUCAACAUAUCCCUGCACAGAAUGCUGCUCUAGAUGUGCUCACAUUUGUCGUCAAUCAAGGGCUCUACUCGCCUGUUCACACUGUCCCUAUCCUUGUCACGUUGGAGACCGCCGAAGAUCCAGUUGUAUCUGAACGAGCUCUCGCUCUGCAUAACACACUUCACGCCAAACAUGCGAGCCUUAUCCAUGUCUUGUUCAUGGAUUCGGCCAAAGCGUCUUACCAAUAUCAGCGUAAUAUCUCUGCAGAGCCCUCUGGACAUCGUAAUGGUGUCGCUUUGCUAUCAAAGUGGUAUGUCAUGUUGCACGAGAAGAGGAGCUGGAGGCACGAUUUUUUGAAGGCUCUAUGUAGGGCGUUCGAUGGGGAUUUGGAGGAUCACAUGGACAUCGGCCUGGUUUUGUAUCUUGCCGAAAACCUGGCAACUUUGGAUUAUAAGCUACAAGAAGAACCCAUGACUGUCGUUCAAGCCCUUAACAGAGUUGUGUCCACUUGUUCUCACCUCGCCGCACUCAUGGAAGAAGCAGCCUUGGAGGGUGAGUCGACUGAGUCACUUGAGGGAAAGAAGGUGCCCUUGGGAAAAUUAAGCGGGGAAAGUAUCGACGCGAGCAGACUGGCGGAAGCGAGCAUCGUGGUCGGGUUGGCAUUGCUGGUGAAAAAUCAUCUAGUUGCAUUAUACCAUUUACCUGAAGACAAAUGCGCGAGUCAUAUACCAGGCAAAAAGUCUACGAUCGGAGACAAGCCAGCUCAGAGAAGAGGGAUGCAAGUGCUGGAACUGAGUAGGAUGCCGUUGGCCAGGGGUGUCGUCAGUAUAGGAGACUUCAAAGAGCAACAGGUCGCGUUUUCACGGCUAUUGCAAGAGGAUGGAACCUUGUCUGAAAAGGAAGAAUUGUAGGAAAAAAAGAUUAUUCACAUGUUGCUAUCUGCAUUGUUCUGUCAAUGGGUUCCUGGGUUGGGUUAUGUACAUUGUACGCAUAUAAUAUUCGCUGGGAAGAUAUAAUAGUAGUAUACAUUCCUGUCGGGACUGAGUAUUACCUGCUUAGUACGUAGGUGUAUAUAGCUAGAUUAUUAUGCGUAAUCAGCACCUCCGCAAACCGUCUCCCAUUUAAUUAUGCUGCUGAUGGAGGAAAGUCAUCAUACGCCACGACGCCUUACUGCUUCUUGUUGACAAAUUGUUGUUGGAUUUCUUUCACCGUUUCUUCCCAAAGCGCCCCCCCUUUCCAGUAAUCAGUUCUUGAGGUUUGACGAUUCUCUCGAAGACGAAAGUGGCUUUUGGGUUAUGCUCAUCACUCUGCCUACCAGUUCACGCUCGAGGAGAUGAGCAGGAGUGAUAUGUGGGCUACUGCUGAUCAUCCAUCAUUAGUGUUCAUGUAUGGUCCACUUUUUCAGCACCGGAGAAUUUAGAGUUUAGUUUUGCAUAGGUGUAUGCAUUUAUCUUUCUG